GUUGGAGAUGGGAGUGUGUAUGGAAGAAAUCCUAGGGUGUAUGUUACCUAUUGUGCGCAUCGAGGUGCUGUAAAUUGCCUUACCUAGUUGAGUUUUAUAGCAGUAGAAGACGAAGCAGCAGCGCAGCGCAGCGCAGCGAUGGCCACGGAUACAAACAACGGCGACGAAUUCGCAGUGGGUUGCUUGCUCGCCAUUAAGACCACAUUAGGGGAAGAGUUCGAAGGCCAGAUCAUCACCUUCGACAGACCUUCCAACAUUCUCGUUCUUCAAGAGGGCUCGAAAACUGGACCUCGUCGGAACGUUCGCUUCUUGAAGGCUAACUACAUAAAAGAAUUCAACCUUCUGGGCCAGGCAGAAGACCCACUCGAUCUCAAGAAAUGCUACCUCGACCUUAAUAGUCUCCAAGCCAGGGAGGAAUCUGCUAUAAGACAAGCAGAGAUAGAGGCUGAGAGGAUAGGUGUGGGUGUUACAAGCGAGGCACAGAGCAUCUUCGAUGCGUUGUCGAAGACGCUUCCGGUUCACUGGGACAAAACUGCCAUAGUCGUGAUGAAUGAAGUGCGAGUUAGCAGUCCAUACCUCCCUGAAAAUGUUACUGGAGGUACUCCAGCUGCCAAUGAACGGGUGAAGAAAGUGCUCGAGUUAGAAAGGAAGAGGCUGCAAUCCCGUGGUCAAAACUAGUGAUUGUAUCUGUUUAUCCAGUGUCUGGCUGCUGGUGAGAGUAAUAAGGCACACUGGUGUCCAUUGACGUGGUCAUUGUGCCUUGAGGUGCAUUCUAGAGCGGCUGAUUAUGUAGCUUGUAAACGUUAGUUUGUUUAAGAAGGAAAAACGGCUAAGCGACCUAUUGACCAUCUUCUUAUCUGAAGUAUAUACACUAUGGGCCAAGUCAAUGGGAUGCAUGAACAUAUGCAGAGGUUUUCGGAUUCUGCAAAACUUUUUCUUAUUGUCAUAUUUUUCGUUUUCCUUCGGGGGGUGGUGGACUGGUGAUGAAGGAGAGAUUUUGCUCCCUGUAGGUUGUCUGCGACCUUAAAUGCGGUGGCUGCUGUUGUCUGACUCUUGGCAUUCAUAACAUGCCAUUAGUUGAAAGAAAACUAUCGGUUUAGCUAGCUUAUAUGUCGGUUCUAGAAUCUGAAUGAAGGGGUUUUAUAAGUCUAUAUUUUGUCCUCUAUAUUCUUUUGAAACAACAAGUGGUUUCAGACAAUGCAAUUAGAACUCGACUUCAUCCUAUUUCAGGCAAUAUGAUUUGCUUCUUUU
This is a messenger RNA of Nelumbo nucifera (sacred lotus), 1251 nucleotides long. Lineage: Eukaryota; Viridiplantae; Streptophyta; Magnoliopsida; Proteales; Nelumbonaceae. The record is from RefSeq and is a predicted model, not a curated record.